Hydractinia symbiolongicarpus is the source of this 3506-nucleotide messenger RNA. RefSeq names its product protein polyglycylase TTLL10-like. The transcript has 21 exons. Gene Ontology annotation, biological process: protein modification process. NCBI's taxonomy places the organism in Eukaryota, Metazoa, Cnidaria, Hydrozoa, Anthoathecata, Hydractiniidae. Bases 72 to 2495 code for a protein of 807 amino acids. The record is from RefSeq and is a predicted model, not a curated record.
AAGUGUGUCAUAACGAACAAUUCUGCUCUUUUUCUUUAUGUUAUUAGUUUUCUUAUAGCAUCAAAUAUAAAAUGGCUGAAGACUCUUUGCAGGAAGCUUUUGAAAAAUUCAGAUUAAAAAAGAAGAAAGUUCUAAAACAAAUCAGGAAAUACAAAGAAGUGAACAUUAAUCGAACUCUGGAAGAAAAAGCUUUGCUGCGUCAAAAGUUUAUCAAUCAAGCCAAAAAAUACAUUGGAGUGCCAUAUAGUCAAAAACCUCAUAGUCCAGAAAGUGAAGAAUACAACUCACCAUUAUUUCUUGACUGCUGUGCAUUGGUACGCCAAGUUCUUCUAGAUUUGCGAGAUGAAUUUGGAUUUUGCAUUGGUCCUUGGAACCAAGCCUACCAGUAUGAUACCCUACCAAAUUUAAUUAAGAAAGAAGAUUUAAAACCUGGUGAUUUGGUUUUUAUAUCAGGAAUUUAUGUCAACAAGAAAUCAAAGGUUCAUUCACACAAUAUGGUUCAUGUUGAAAUAUGGGUUGGUGAAGGCGAGAAGACAAUUGGUUCUAGAUGGAAAGAUGGAAAAGUUGAAAUACACGACUCCUUUCAAUUUACCGCCAAAAGUUACCACUCCAUGACAUACCAUUUUAAAUCUAUUGACACAUGGUUAAAUGGGAUUUGUAGAAGCCAUUGUGUUGAACAUCCAUGGACGAUUACAAAAUACGCUGAUCACAACAAACAUUCAAUAUUUGCACAAAGUCAGGAUGAGUGUGAUGGAGAGGAUUCCAAGCAAAUAUAUACCAGUGUCCAAUCUCCUUCAAAUCAAAAUAAUUUUAACGAUGAGCCGCCUGUCGUGAAAGAAAAAGCAAAGAAGCUUUCCAUUUUCGCUUAUGGAGGAAAGUUUUUUAUUGGUGGAAAUAAUGGUGUUGCUAUAAUUGAGAAUCAUCUACUUUCAUUUGGGCUAACGAGAUCAAAAAAUCAUAGAGAUUUCUUCUUGAAAUGGGUGGAGAUCAAAAACCAGAUAAAUUAUGCAACAUUUUUACCGGGUCAGCAGAUUGUGAAUCACAUACCAGGAAUAGGUUGUUUGACGACAAAAACUGGACUGCUAGAAACACUGAGAGACUACGACAAGUUUAUGAAAGGAAAAGUAACGAAAUCAAGCCAUUGUGUUGAACAUCCAUGGACGAUUACAAAAUACGCUGAUCACAACAAACAUUCAAUAUUUGCACAAAGUCAGGAUGAGUGUGAUGGAGAGGAUUCCAAGCAAAUAUAUACCAGUGUCCAAUCUCCUUCAAAUCAAAAUAAUUUUAACGAUGAGCCGCCUGUCGUGAAAGAAAAAGCAAAGAAGCUUUCCAUUUUCGCUUAUGGAGGAAAGUUUUUUAUUGGUGGAAAUAAUGGUGUUGCUAUAAUUGAGAAUCAUCUACUUUCAUUUGGGCUAACGAGAUCAAAAAAUCAUAGAGAUUUCUUCUUGAAAUGGGUGGAGAUCAAAAACCAGAUAAAUUAUGCAACAUUUUUACCGGGUCAGCAGAUUGUGAAUCACAUACCAGGAAUAGGUUGUUUGACGACAAAAACUGGACUGCUAGAAACACUGAGAGACUACGACAAGUUUAUGAAAGGAAAAGUAACGAAAUCAAGGGAGAAAGCGUUGAAGGUUGGCGACUUUUUCAGUGAGACAUACUUCUUGAAUGAAGAAAAGUCAAAGUUUGUAAAAGCUUUCAGAUCCGGUGAUAUAUGGAUAUAUAAGCCAUCAGGAAGAAAUCAAGGGAAAGGAAUCUUUCUUGUGGAUCAAACAAAUGGAUUGCUGAAAGACAAUACUAAACAGAAAGACUUUAAAAAGCAGAGAGAAGGCAUCAUACAAAGGUACAUCAUGAAUCCGCUAUUAAUAAACGGAUACAAAUUUGAUGUCCGUGUUUAUAUGCUGAUCGCUUGUUCGCAACCAUAUCUUGUUUACUAUCACCAUGGUUACGUUCGUUUGUCUUGUGUACCGUAUUCAAACGACACGUUAGAUAUUCAUGCACACCUCACAAAUCAGUACGUGCAAAAGAAACAUCCGUCAUAUUCAGAAAAGAAGGAAGAUACUGUGUUGAGUUUCGACCAGUUAAAUGACUACAUCAACACACACGUUCAAAAAGAAAAGAAGCUACAGACGGACUGGGUUUACAAUGUUUUUACUCCAACUAUGAAAGAAAUUAUGCUGCUUUGUUUUCACGCUUCGAAAAAUAAAAUUCAACAAACCCAGGGCAUGUUUGAACUUUUGGGGUUCGAUUUCAUGGUGGACGAGAACAUGAAGGUUUGGUUGAUCGAGGUAAAUAUCAAUCCGGCGCUUCAUACAAAUUGUAAAGUACUAAAGGAAGUUAUACCAGGCGUGGUGAACGAGACGCUAGAUAUUGUUUUGGAGGUGUUCCAAAAGAAGAAGUCAAGGGGAAAACUUGAUGUAUUGCAAAGUGUUAAAAAUUUCGAAUCCAUUUAUAACGGUCUUACUGGGUUUCAAUUUAAAAAGGAAGACAGUGUCAGUUGAGACCUGGGUAUGUACGAGUAGAUGUAUGGUUGUUAUCACACAACAAAUAAUGCAAUUUAAAUGAAAACAUUACUUCUAAAGAACGGAUGUGGUCCACUUCUCUAAGAAUGUCUGAAAAUUUAAUAAUACGUUUAUGUUAAAAUAUACACUUUUUUGUGAGAAUUCUUUUAUAAGAAUCAUCAAAGCUGAAUUUUCAAAAUUUUAGGAAUAUUCUAGGAAUAAUACUGAGGCUCGAUUAUCAGCCCCCUUUUCUGUAAAAUUUAAAUUUUCGAUUUCAUAUUUAUUUUUACAAUUUAUAGACACAACAAUUCGAUAAUGUUGAAUCUUAAAUAACAUCAAAAAACAUCAAAAAUUUAUAACUACAAAAAACAUGCAAUUUCGGAAACGUGUAUUUUGUUAAACUCUCUAGCAUCUUGUUUUUUUUAACCUGGACACGGAUUCCGGCUUCAAAGUUAAAGUGGUUUUGAUAUUUAUUCUGUUAGGUUUACUUACUUAAAAAUACGUCAUACGACGACCAUAUUUUUAGUUAAAAAUUAACCUAAAAGUCAGUGCACAAAAAUUGUCUCAACUCGCGAAGUUUUCUUUGGAGGUCUGCUUAUGAAGCAUUUUAGAUUCGAGAGAUGAAGUAAAUUGUCCUUUUUUGACCGGUAACCAUUUAAUUAUUUAUUGACGCUUGCGCGAAACCUACAAAAUAAUCCUGGCGAUAAGAAAUAAGUGUGGCUUCGCAUGUACUGUGUUAUUGAGAUCCAAAGGGAGCAAAGUGCUUUGUUUGUAGGAAAACUGAACUCCACAUAAACAGCUCAUUUUCAUUCGUAAUAAAUUUAAAAUGCGAAAAACAAAAAGUAAUCGAAUAAGAACCAGAGAAAAAAAAUAGGGUAUGCGAAACCCGACAACUGUGUAGUGAAAGAAUUGUUGACUAUUAUUCUUUUUUAUAUCAAAUAUUGGACGUAAAAUAAUUUAUUUUUUUAUUUGUAUAUAUUUUUAUAUAGAAAUAAAGUUGAAUGUAUUUCA